CCGUAGAUUUAGUAUACCGCCGUGUCGCAUCGCGAACACUACGACGACCGUCGACACAACGGUCUACCGGCACUACGAUUUGCACGUGUUUUUCCCCUUCCCACUCACGUAUAAAGUUGCAAAAAAUAUAACAAACAUUUUCGCAGAUACCAUCUACCGAGAAUAUCACUAUGGACGUAUGAAGAGUACACGACCUAACUACUUAAGACGAUCGCCACUAUUAGAGUUUAAGCUGUCUAAGAUCAUGGGAGCACGCAAAACAGGUAAUUAUUAAUGCACUGUACAAUACCAAAAUCAGUAUCAAUGCCUAUAGAGUCAUGUGAUGAGAGGUGAAAUGAUCGUCUGGUUUUCCAUCAUCAUUACGAUGAUCGGUUGGUGUGUGGACUGUUACAUCGAUGACUUGUGUCCGAAUUGUAAUCUCUAUCAAGAUUCAGCUGAGGUUCGGUCCCACUGUGCCUACCCGUGCCAGUGCACCAACAGGGACCCGGUUUGUGAACCAGGCGUGCCGCACACCCGCGACGGAUGUGGUUGCUGUCCCGUGUGCGCCCGACAGGACGGAGACCCGUGCGACGGCAUAGCUGUGUGUGACCAAAGGAAAGGUCUGGUAUGUCAGUACGACGACUACUACAGCGCGGCCGGCAUUUGCAGAGUAGUAAAAGGCUUACCGUGUACGGUAUACAACAAGACGUACGAUAACGGAGAAACGUUCAGGCUAGAUUGCAGAACGCAGUGCACGUGCCAGAACGGCACUUAUGCUUGUGCGUCGUUGUGCCCACAAGAAAAUAUAUCUCCUCAAGGACUUUGCAGGCAUCCCCGGUUAGUCGAAGUGCCCGGACAGUGCUGCCGGGAAUGGAUGUGCGAUAACGUAAAUAUGGAGAGGCCACCAAAUUGUGAAGCAUUAGUUACGCCAUGGGCGGAAUGUUCAUCGCAGUGUGGAUUAGGCCUUUCUAGGCGCAUGUCUAAUGCAAAUGAAGCAUGUAAGCCUAAUAACGAAACUAGACUUUGUCAAAUAAGGCCGUGUCACUCACCACCACUGGUGAAUGCUAAAUAUGCAAGACACCAUCACAUUCGAAAGGGCCACGAGUGCAAGGCGACGAUAAAGUCAACGACACCGGUCCGGCUGAAGUUCGGCGACUGCCGGAGCCGGAAGACUUUCCACCCGAAGAGGUGCGGCUCCGCGUGUCCGUCUUCGGGCAGUGGCGACAGUGGCAUCGUGUGCGCACCCGAACUCAGCACAACGGUCAAAGUGGAGUUCCUUUGCCGGAGUCCGGUGGAAGGACACGACCGGCUAGACGGCGCUGUGCCCGGCGACGAUCUCUGGGAACCUGUGCGCAGGCCCUUCUCGGCCACUGCCGACGAUUACGUGCACAGCGUGUACGUAGACGUCGAGUGGAUCGUCAAGUGCACGUGCCGGCGGAGCACGGACUGACGACGGCGGCGGCCGUGAACCGCCGGGCGCCCGAAGCCGACGACGCCGCCACUGCAGCAAUCAGCCGCCCGCGAUUUGGCCGAACUGUAAACAUUAAUUUUUUUUUUUUUUACAUAAUAUAUCAUUUCAAUAUUCGCUACACAAACACACAAACACACAUACAUGCAAACUAUACGAUGACGACCGAGUUUUUUUUUUUUUUUGAGAAUUUUUGUUUGUUUACGAUUUAUUAAGAUCGGCGUUUAUUAUUUUUAUUAUUAUCGUUGAGUUGUAUACAUUAUUAUUACUGCUGCAGCGUUUCUCUACCUAUCUUUAAGUAUAAUAAUAUUAUAAUGCGUCCAGGUUUUUUCAGCGAUAUUUUAUAAAUAUAAAAAAAAAACUAGUCGAAAUUGAGAUUCUUUAGAUCGCUACACUCGAUAGAUAUCCGAUUUCAACACUUCUAAGUCCUGUGUGGUUUUUUUGAAUGAACCUCCGUAUCGGUGUGUACAGUCCGUGUCAAUAAAAUAAUUUAUUUUGUAUUUCACUAUACAUUUAACUAUAUAAUUUUAUAAAUUAAUGUAAUCCAGCUAGAAAAGCCCCCGCGCAAAACUGUUCGUGACCCAUUAAAUAUGAUCUUGACCCAAAUUUUAAGAACUGCAUCAUAAUUAAGUAGAUACAUUUAAAUACAAGACGUGUAUUGUCAACAAUGGGAUUUACAAUUUAUACAGUUUUCCUAAUUUCACCUAUCUAACGUUUUCCUCGACGAGAUUACGAUGACCUUUUACAUCAAUAGAUAAAAUUAAAUUAAACCCAAAAACUUUAAGUUCUGCUGUUUAGAAACACAAAUUAAAUUUUCUGAAAUGAUUAUUUUUCAAAAAACUUAUACAGCCUAUUGCAGUAUUCCGAAUACUUGAACAAUAAUAUUUUGAAAAAAUAUUUGUUUUUGAAAAAUAAAAUAAGCUCCUGGAAGGACCAAUACUGUACGAUACUAUUAUUUCAUCUCAAACACAUAUAAUAGAAAUACAAUCACUAGUAAUAAAAGAUCGUUAAGAACCAUUGUUAUACACAAUGUAAGUUUAUACAUAUAUAUAAUAUUAAUUCAAUUUACACAUUUUUUUUCACAUUGAAAAGACUUUGUCAAUGUCUUAUCACAUAGAAGGGUUAGAGUGUGUCUAAUGUACUAAUAUCGUCUUCUCCAAGAAGAGAAUUUUCACGUACAGUGGAACAUCACUCUCAGUGAGGGCAAGGUAAAGCAAUCAAAACGAUGGCGGAGGAAUACUAAGUAAUAUUUUCUGCACUGGGCCGAGGUUUCAACCGAUGACUACGCUCAUCGAGGCCAGCUGCGUGACCAUUGCACCAUUUUGUCCCACUAUAAUUUGUAAAUAACGCGCACUAAAAUCUGGCGUAUUUUACGAGUAAAUAGUUAUAAAUCAUUUACUCCACUUAUUAGGUACGUUUUUAAAAAUAAUGGGAUUCGUUGUAUGCAUAAUAAUCACGUAUCAUUAUACACCGUAGAUAUAAUAUUAUAUAAUAUUUAUUAUUGUGUACAUACCAACGCGUAUGAUCAAACGAAUAAUUUAUUAAAAAAAAAACUUUUUUGUAAAAUACAAUGUUAUAAUAUUAUUAUAUUAUGUUAAUAAUGAUAUUAAAUAUUUAUAAUAUACACACACUCAUAUAUAUAUAUAUAUAUAUACAUAUAUGUAUAUUAACAAGGGUAUAAUUUGGAUAUUUUUUUUUUGCCAAAAUUAAAAUAUUAUUAAUAUAUUAUAUGCUUGUAAAAACACAUUGUUUAAAAAUGUACCGUUUGGAAUUAUACUAGACUAAAAUGUGAAUAAUGAACUAUCAUAAUUAUUAUUUUUAUUUUUAUUUUUGUCGUAAGUAAGAUAUGAAAUCGUUUUAUCCUUACAAGCUUUAACCACACUGCACUAUUUUAUAUACCUAAUCACAUACGUACCUGCAUUAUACUUGUAUAAAAAAAAUACCUACAUAUUUUAUUACAUUAAAAUAGAUCUCUAAAUAUAAUUAGUUACCUACCAUCAUUUCAUAUCACCCACCGAAGAUCUCCGUAUGGACCGUUUGCAACAUAAAGGGGAUUUCAAAUGCUUACACUUUUUCAAAUAAUACCUAUUAAUUAAUUCGAUGUAUUUGCAUUGAAAAUAAAACCGUCGACUUUAAAACAAAAAUAUUACUACAUUAUAAUUCGAAGACACUGUUCACAAACGAUUCUUAUAAUUAUACAAACGCAAUACCUAUACGUUUCCGAUUUUCGGGUGAACAGUUUUAUGUUUUCGCUAUUUUAUAAUGUAUAAUAUUCCACUUUAAAUUACACUACGUGUGACUGGCAAAUCUUUGCAGAGGAUAGCCAAUAAUCAUUUGAUUUUUCACCGUUGCUAGGUAUGUUAAAAAACUUGCAAUACGUUCGAUUUCGAUACAAUUAGCAUAAUGGUUUGCUAUUAUUAUCCGUAAAAAGUAUUAACAGCUUUAAUAACGGAUAAUUAAAGGAUUAAUUUGAAUUCCUACAAUAUUACAUUAGGUAUUAUACACUACACUUACGCAGUAAGCGAUUGACUAACAACCGGAGGCCAACUGCAAUAAAGUAUUCUUUAUACAGUGCCUUAAAGGGAUAUUUUUAUUCUGCCCUCACCUUUAGGUCCUUCAAUAUUAACAUAUCCACACUUUGUUACCUAAAAUAUACUUAAUAAUAAUAACAUUAUUAAUUGGUUUUGUUAAUAUAAUAAGAAUAAUAUAGAAGGGUUACAAAAUUUAAAAAAUGUAUAAAUGUUUUUAUUUAUUAACCGACAGUCAGAUUAUUGUUUAAUAUUAUUAUAGAUGUAAGUAAUUAUGAAACAUUUCACAUAAUUAUAUUAAAUAAGUAUUAAGUACUUUAAAUAUCAAUUUGUCAUCAUGAAUACGAAAAGACAAAAAAAUGUAUAAUUAUAUUUUGUUAACGUAUAAGGUAUAUCGCAAUUUGUAAUAUUUAAUCGAAUUCAAUAAAAAGUUAUUAUUUGUAA
Aphis gossypii (cotton aphid) is the source of this 4419-nucleotide messenger RNA. RefSeq names its product CCN family member 5 (gene Ccn). Gene Ontology annotation, cellular component: extracellular matrix; extracellular region. The transcript has 8 exons. The record is from RefSeq and is a predicted model, not a curated record. Gene Ontology annotation, biological process: cell adhesion; signal transduction. The coding region runs from base 323 to 1429 and encodes 368 amino acids. Gene Ontology annotation, molecular function: heparin binding; integrin binding. Lineage: Eukaryota; Metazoa; Arthropoda; Insecta; Hemiptera; Aphididae.